CCCCUCUCUUGUCUUUUCUGCAAGAAAAUGACUACCCUUUGGUUCCGAGAACCAGUCAACCUGCCUUUUCACUGUCUCCACUUCUCCACCGUCGCCUUUUUUAUUGCCGUUCCCUUUCUUUCUUCUUUCCAGCUUCCCGCUCUCUCUUUCGCUCUUUAAUCCGCUGCUCUUUCUUCAAGCUGAGACACUUGGCCACCGAUCUCUUCAGAAUCCUCCAGUCUCUGCUUCCCUUCCUGCUACUGCGUCACCUUUUUUUUUUGACCCAGAGCGAAAGCAUUCAGUUGGUUUCGUCGGAUCGAGAACGAACGAACUCAUUACCAGUCUAUCGACAGUUGGGUGGUGUUCUUUGCGUUCGGCACUUCCCAACAAUUCUCGAUCUGCACUCUCAAAUCUGAGGCAAACCAGCACAUUCCAAGAGGAGGAUCAGUAGCAAGGAUUUUAUUGUUUUGCGGAGGGCUUGCCGUAAGAAACUUGGUUUUUUGUACAGAAGAUGGUAUUAACACUGCAGCAAAGACCAACCGCCUCGGACCAUAAGUUUCCCACCGUUCAGCUCUUCCUUCUAUCAAUAUGCCGCGUCGCAGAGCCAAUUGCCUUGACUUCCAUUUUCCCAUACUCAUGGGUAAUGGUCAGGGACUUCCAUGUGGCUGAUGCCAGCAGCGCCUCUUUCUAUGCCGGUAUUCUUGUCUCUGCAUUCUCCCUUUGUGAAGCCCUCACCGGUAUGUUUUGGGGCGGUCUUUCAGACCGUGUCGGCCGCAAACCUGUUCUCAUCUCCGGCUGCUUUGGCACGAUGCUAUCCCUCCUCAUCGUGGGUUUCUCCUCUAAUUUCUGGGUGGCCCUCUUCGGACGGGCCCUUGGUGGAAUUUUAAACGGGAACAUCGGUGUGAUCCAGACCAUGGUCGGUGAAUUGGUCAAGAAUCCAGAGCAUGAACCCCGCGCUUACGCUGUGAUGCCUUUCGUGUGGUCUAUCGGUACGAUUAUCGGGCCAGCGAUUGGAGGUUUGCUGGCAAAGCCUGCUGAAAGUUUCCCCUCCCUGUUCUCUAUGAAUGGCCUAUUUGGCAAAUUCCCUUACCUUCUGCCUAAUCUCGUCUGCUCCGGAUUACUUCUCUGCAGCAUCAUCUCCAGCUGGAUCUUGCUCGAGGAGACGCAUCCCGAUAUGCAACCGUGCAGUAGGCCAGAUGACCUGGAUCAUCCUUCCGUGGAGCGUCCUCUACUUGCAACUGCAGGAGCUACCGCCAACGCAGGCGCAGAUUUACGUGCAGAGUCCUACGGUACUUUCAACCAAGUCCAUCUCCAUGAAGAUGAAGAUUGGACAGUGUACGUCGAUGGUUCGAAGCCCGAAUCCACUCCGCAGAAGCCGACUAUUUUCACAUGGCGAGUGACCAUGCUCAUCAUCGCCUUGGCAAUCUUCACUUACCACUCGAUGACGUAUGACCACCUGUUGCCCAUUUUCUUGCAAGACAAGAAUGCCAGCAGCAUCGCCAUGUCGUCGAAUUCGGCGUUCCGUUUUCCGGGCGGGGUCGGCCUCUCAACUCGAACCGUUGGGCUGAUCAUGUCAAGUGAUGGCAUAAUUGCACUUGUCAUCCAGAGCCUUAUCUUCCCUUUCCUGGCUCAGCGCCUGGGUGUCUGGCGGCUCUUUGUUGUCGUCACCAUUCUUCAUCCGCUAGCCUAUUUUAUCGUACCCUUCCUUAUCUUCGUUCCCAGCCAACAUGUGAUCUUCGGCAUCUACACCUGCUUGGUUGUCCGCAACAUCCUCUCCAUCAUCGAUUACCCCGUCCUUCUUAUUCUCAUCAAACAGGCCAGUCCCUCCGAUUCCGUUCUCGGCAAGAUCAAUGGCCUCGCGGCCUCGGCUGGCGCCUUCUCACGCACGAUGGCUCCACCGAUUGCAGGCUUCUUGUACAGUACGGGUUCCAAGAUCGAUUUCACGGCCCUGGCCUGGUGGGGAAGCACUUUUGUCGCAGCCAUUGGCGCUGUGCAGCUCUUCUUCAUUGAACAAAAGAAACAUGCCUCUAUCACGGUUCAGCCAGCUGCGCAUUGCCACUAUGCGUCUCAUGCCACGCCAGUCAAAGAUGAGACUGUCCAUAUCAUUGUGACAGACGUUGAUGGCGAUGGGACUGGCCAUGUAUAGGAGGACUAUUGUUUGAAGGCAACGGUAGGACUCAUUCAUGAGACUUAUUCGCGUGCGAGCUAUGCGUUCUAUCUUGCAUACUAUGAGACCAUGAUAUCGUUGUUAUCGAAAAUGUUCAUGAUUCGCUGUGCUGCAUUCUAGCGCUCAAAAGGUGUCCCGGAGUCUAUCACUGUAUAUAGAACGAAAUAAUAACAAAUCAUAUACUGCAUAU
Aspergillus piperis CBS 112811 is the source of this 2336-nucleotide messenger RNA. Its product is annotated as MFS transporter. NCBI's taxonomy places the organism in Eukaryota, Fungi, Ascomycota, Eurotiomycetes, Eurotiales, Aspergillaceae. The record is from RefSeq and is a predicted model, not a curated record. The transcript is spliced from 4 exons. Gene Ontology annotation, biological process: transmembrane transport. Bases 491 to 2125 code for a protein of 544 amino acids. Gene Ontology annotation, molecular function: transmembrane transporter activity.